AUGGGAAAAAAGGUUAAAAUCGGAAAACAGCGUCGCGAUAAGUAUUACAAGCUUGCCAAGGAAGCUGGUUCGUUUUCCACCCCUAAAAUUCCCCAAAAAACGAUAAUUCCACAGGAUACCGAUCGCGUGCCGCUUUCAAAUUGGUCCAGCUCAACAAACGCUUCGAAUUCCUUCAAAAAUCGCGAGCCACUGUGGAUUUGUGCGCGGCGCCGGGAGGAUGGAUGCAGGUGGCCUCGCAAAACAUGCCCGUCUCCUCGUUGAUCGUCGGAGUCGAUCUGGCGCCAAUCAAACCGAUCAAGAACUGCAUCGCCCUGCAGGGAGACAUCACCACCAACGAGACGCGCGUCGCCAUCAAAAAAGAGCUCAAAACCUGGAGUGUAGGCGAUUUUCCCUCAAUUUGUUUUUUGAAAUGAUCGAUUAUUCAGGCCGACUGUGUGCUGCACGACGGUGCGCCGAACGUGGGUCUCAACUGGGUGCACGACGCGUUUCAACAGAAUUGUCUCACACUUUCCGCCCUGAAAUUGGCGACUCAAAUCCUGAGAAAAGGCGGUACUUUUGUGACGAAAGUGUUCCGAUCCAAUGACUAUUCCUGUCUGAUUCGUGUUUUCGAGAAGCUUUUCAAACGCGUUCACGUCUGGAAACCGGCCGCCUCUCGUUUGGAAUCCGCCGAGAUCUUCGUCGUCUGCGAAGUCUAUCAGAAGCCCGACAAAGUCGGCGCCGAGUAUUUGGACCCAAAAAAGGUGUUCGCGAACCCGGACGGCUCGGAGGGCACCAAACCGAACCCGCAGAACUUGCUGAUCGGAAAACAGAAAAAGGCAAAGGCCGAAGGAUACGACACCGAUUCGCUGGCGAUUUACUCGACGGUCAAAGCCACCGACUUCAUCAAAUCCCCGGCUUAUCUCGAUAUUCUCGGCUCUGCGAACGUCAUCAUUUUGGACGAGGAAAAGUGGAAAACGCACGAGAAAACGACGGAAGAAGUGGAAGAAUACAUGAAAGAUGUGAAAGUCUGCGGCCCGCGUGAGCUGAGAGUGCUCCUCCGUUGGCGAAAGUCGAUGAUCGAGAUGCUGGACGCGGAGAAGAAGGCGGCGGAAGGAGAAGCCGAGGAGGUGGAGAUUGAAGAAGAACUGACCGAGGACCAGAUCGAGGACAGAGCCAUGGCGGAGAUCGACGAGCUCAUCGCGAAGGCCUCCGAGGACGAGAUCUCGGCGUUGAAGAAAAAGAAGAAGAAGAUGCUCAAGGCGAAAGCCCGCGUGCUCAAAAGAAGAGAGCUCAAGAUGAUUAUCGAUGGAGACGAGGGUCCGAGGGCCGAGGAUCAAGAGGUUUUCCAGCUGAGCAAGAUCCGAAAGGCCAGAGAGCUCGCGGAGAUCACGAAAGAUCAGCAGGCGCCGAACCACACGCUGGACGACGAUGAGGACGAAGGGCUGGGUGAUGGUGAAUGGGAAACGAUCGAGGGAGAAGAGGAUCAGCGCGACGACUCGGACGAGGAGGAGAACGGGUUGCUGCACACUGUGAACAGCGGAAAGAGCAAGGCGGAGAAGAAGAACGCGCGCACGGAGAGCUGGUUCGACAAGGAGGAAAUCGCGGGGCUCAUCUCGGAUGAGGACGACGACGACGAGAUGACGGCGGUCGAGAAGCAUCUGGGCAAGCAGAAAAAGAAGGACAAGUACAAGGGGACGGUGUCGUUCGAGGUGGAAAAGAAGCGGAAGAAGAAGACGGACGACGAUGACGACGGAUUCAACACGAAGGACGGAGAGGAAGAGGAACAGGAAGAAGUGGAGGAGGAUGAGGGGAUGGACGAGGCGGCGAAGAAGAAGAUGAGCAGAUUCGACGCGCAGAUCGAUUUGGACGACGACGAGGAGGAGCGCUACGUGGACGAGGGGAGCCGCGCGACGAAGCGCAAGGCUGACAAGCAGAUCGUCGGCGAGGACCUGAAGACGGUGGCCAAGAAGCGACGGCUCACGCCGGAACAGCUGGCUAUCGGCGAACAGAUGAUCUACUCGAGUAGAGCGGCCCGCGAGCUCGAGGACAACGCGUGGAAUCGGUACGCGAACAACGACGAGGAGCUGCCCGACUGGUUUGUGGACGACGAGAAGAAGCACUACUUCAAGCAGACGCCCGUCACAAAGGAGCAGGUCGCUUUGUACCGGGAGCGGAUGCGCGAGUUCAACGCCCGGCCCACGAAGAAGGUCGCCGAGGCCAGGGCUCGCAAGCAGAGAAAGUAAGCCGCGGGGAAUUUUGAGCCUUUUAGAGCUCUGAAACACAUUUUUCGACCCACUUGCAAUUGUCUGUUGUUCAGUCUUGAUUUGAAAAAUCUGUCUUGAAAGUUUCACCCCGUUUGGAUCAUGAGGGCUGAAAAAAAUGGACUAUUUCUGGGGUUUUUUUUAGACUUCUAGGUCCUCGGGGCUCCAAGAACCUCGUAGUCCCCGUCUGUAAUCACACAAUUUUCAGAAUGCAACGAAAGUUGACGACGGCGAAGAAGAAGGCGGAGGGAAUUCUGGAGAACGAUAUGAUGGAGCACUCGGAGAAGGUGCGCGAGAUGAAGAAGGUGUACGCGGUGGCGACGCGAAAGGAAAAGAAGAAGGUGGAAUUGGUGCGGAUGACGAAGGGCAAGAAGGGAAAGAGCGCCCGCCCGAACGGACCCUACAAACUCGUCGACAGGUUUGUCAUUCCUUUUUGAGUUAAAUUUUAUAUAAUUGUGAAUUUUCAGUCGAAUGAAGAAGGAUUUGCGCGCGGCGAAGCAGAAGGAGAAGACGAAGGGACGCGGAAAGAAGACGGCGGGACGCGGAGGCCGUGGCGGGCGUGGCGGACGUCGAUAA
Molecule: messenger RNA, 2816 nt
Organism: Caenorhabditis sp. 36 PRJEB53466
Lineage: Eukaryota; Metazoa; Nematoda; Chromadorea; Rhabditida; Rhabditidae
Source: the annotation of a GenBank genome assembly